Messenger RNA from Botrytis cinerea B05.10, 1227 nucleotides. RefSeq lists its product as hypothetical. The record is from RefSeq and is a predicted model, not a curated record. Bases 127 to 927 code for a protein of 266 amino acids. NCBI's taxonomy places the organism in Eukaryota, Fungi, Ascomycota, Leotiomycetes, Helotiales, Sclerotiniaceae. The transcript has a single exon.
GCCAGAGGUGCUACUCACCAACCCUCUAAAAGCCAUAUAAUAAGCCAUUAUUGCUCAAUAAAGACAACUGAAAUCAGAUAUCUUACCAUUUAUAACAACUCCAGAUGUCCAAAGAUUAAAUCAAACAUGUCUAAAUUCCAGGCUUCACACCUGACGUCUCCUACAUCAUGGAUUGUAAUUCAAAUCCCCGUUGAUAAAAUCAUCUCAGACAGUAAAUCAGAGGAAGGAAAGAAGUGGCUCGAAAUCAUCAAGCCGCUUGCAAAGGAAUCGCAGCCAGGUUUCGAACAUGGAGUAUGGGGUCGAUUGAUUGAACAGCCUGAAGAAAUUUGGCUCAUUACUGGCUGGAAUACUUUUGAAGCGAUACAAAAAUUCGAGGAAUCAGAUAUUCACGAAGGACAAUUGAAAGUAAUAAGAGAGCUUUCAGGAGGGAAAGAGCCGAUCAUUACGCAUGCUGGACUAUCAGGCGACUUCUGGAACAUGUUGACUGAUUAUACUGGAAUGACGGACAUCUAUUUCCCGGAAAAUAUAGAGGAUGAGAAAAAGAAGAGAAUAAAUGAUCUGAAAGGGUUGAUUUACCUUGUUGCGCCUGGAAAGAGGUCGGGUAAAAGUGCAUACAACGGAAAGGCAGUAAAAGGUUGGGUGAACGAAUCGGUCGAGUUUGAGGAAAAGCAAACUAGAGUCAUGAGGUAUAUGCACUAUUGGAAUAGUAAAGAAGGGGAAGAAGAAUUCAAAGCAGAAGCUGGAUUUUUCUCCGAAGCUGGAAAAUGGAAGAACAUAUUCAGUGAGUGGGUGGCCGGCCUAGAAGAGGGGGGAAUGUUGGGGAUGAAAGAAGUGCAUUGUAAAUUUGAGACUAUUCCUUGGAAAUUCUGGGACUAUACAUCUGAAGAGGAGAGAGACAUGGCAGAAAUGGACGCGGGGAGUAGAUGACGGCCACUGUUAUCAACAACCCAAUUAGGCUUUUUCAUGGCGUGUGCCCCUGAAUGUCACUGUGAUUUGCCGAUCAUUUUGCCGAUAUGCUCACGUCAACGGCCGUUAAGUAUGGAGAUGCCACGCUCGCGCUAUCAUUCCUCCAAAGAUUGGUAAGUAACUAAUACAUAAAUGUAUAUCUCUACAGCUGCCAGCUCAAAACCUAUAGCAUGUCAAGCUUUUGAUCAUGACUGCGUUUAUUCAUUUCGUUUGACGCUAGAAUUUAGUAUACUUUUCUCUCCACAAAAUCAUAGAAGGCCA